Rhagoletis pomonella (apple maggot) is the source of this 744-nucleotide messenger RNA. RefSeq lists its product as uncharacterized. The record is from RefSeq and is a predicted model, not a curated record. The coding region runs from base 1 to 744 and encodes 247 amino acids. NCBI's taxonomy places the organism in Eukaryota, Metazoa, Arthropoda, Insecta, Diptera, Tephritidae. The transcript has a single exon.
AUGGAUGAGUACAGUCUUUCAGCAAUGCUAGAAUCCUUAGGCGAAUUGAAAUCCAGUUUUUCUGCCGCACACACAAGCCUAGAGGAGUUGGACUUCGACUCCAUUGCCAGCGACCUGCCAAGUAACUUCGAUGCUGCUCUAAUCAACCUUAGAGCUACACUGCAACGCGAGAUUGGUAAACGUAGUGCCUCGCAACAUUACUCCACGCUCAGAAUGAACUCCAGUGAGACCCAAUCAAUCAUUGUGAACGCUAAUAGCUCACGCUUGCCAUUGCUGACACUGCCUAAAUUCAGUGGCGCCUACACCGAGUGGACAAAUUUCUAUUCAAUGUUCACGUCAAUAAUCGACAAGGACAGCGACCUCACCAACAUCGACAAAUUGCAGCAUCUUCGUUCCUGUCUGAGCGGCGCUGCCCUUGACACCGUGCGCUCGCUGGAAAUAAACGACGCUAAUUAUAACACUGCAUUAGAUCUUUUACAAAAGCGCUUCGAUAACAAACAUCUUAUAUUUCAGGCACACGUCAGGGAGAUAUUUGGGCUAGAGAGGGCAGAUUCAAACGUAACCAAGCAACGAGAGCUGACAGAUGAGGUCACAGCACACAUACGCGCAUUGCAGUCGCUCGCAUCCAAUGGGAAGAUCGCAGAUGGCAUCAUCGUACAAUUGGUGAUCCAGAAACUCGACAAAAAGACGCAAGCUAAAUGGGAGGAGAGUUCAUCGAUCAGCGAACUGCCAUCCUGGGAUUAA